Zygosaccharomyces rouxii is the source of this 2127-nucleotide messenger RNA. RefSeq names its product bifunctional glycerol-3-phosphate/glycerone-phosphate O-acyltransferase GPT2 (gene GPT2). The transcript has a single exon. The record is from RefSeq and is a predicted model, not a curated record. Gene Ontology annotation, biological process: phospholipid biosynthetic process. Gene Ontology annotation, molecular function: glycerone-phosphate O-acyltransferase activity; glycerol-3-phosphate O-acyltransferase activity. Gene Ontology annotation, cellular component: endoplasmic reticulum membrane. Lineage: Eukaryota; Fungi; Ascomycota; Saccharomycetes; Saccharomycetales; Saccharomycetaceae. Bases 1 to 2127 code for a protein of 708 amino acids.
AUGAAGGAAGUUAAGCCGGGCGUUCACAUACCCAAAUUGUCUCAAGCAUAUGAGAACCCUUACAACGGGGAGAAAUACACUUUGAGGACUUGGUUGUACGACUGUGUGAUUGCGGUACUGAAUGUGUUGUUCACCAUUUUCUUCAGGGAAAUCAAAAUGCGUGGUGAGCAUAAGAUGCCCCCACAAGGAGUCCCCACACUGCUUGUGUGUGCCCCACAUGCCAAUCAGUUCAUUGAUCCGUCACUGGUGAUGGUCAAGGCUAGGCAAAUGGCACAAGGUUCAAGAUCCAGACAGGUUUGCUAUAUCAUGGCCGAAGUUAGUCUGAAGAAAAAAAUACUUGGAUUGUUUGGUAGGCUUACGGGUGCUAUAGCAGUGCCUAGGGCUCAGGAUAAUUUGAAAUUUGUGGAUCAAAGAAUCAAGAUAUACGCGCCAGAUUUGGACAAUGAACCGAGGUUGAUUAAGGGCCGUGUGGAUGGUGAUGGAUUGGAAAAUCCUGGUUUCACUAAAUUUAUUCCAAAGUCGUUGAUCGGGUUGCCCAAUUUCUUGGGUAAUGCUCAGAUCGAAAGCAUUGUUGAUGAUUAUACCAUUGUUCUUAAGCAACCUUUCAAGUUUCAAGAGAAUGCAACUAUAAGAAAGUUGUUAGAACGUGGAACUAAUUUCAAGUAUGCCGACAAGAUUGACAAUUCGCAGACUUUCCAGAAUGUUUUUGACCAUUUGCAUACCAAGGGUUGUGUGGGGAUUUUCCCUGAAGGUGGAUCUCACGACAGACCUUCCAUGUUGCCCCUAAAGGCUGGUGUGGCUAUCAUGGCAUUGGUUGCGGCCGCUGCAGAUCCAACUAUGAAGGUAGCUGUGGUUCCAUGUGGAUUGCACUACUUCCAUAGGGAGAAGUUUAGGUCCAGAGCGGUAAUUGAAUUUGGUGAUCCAAUUUGGGUUGAUGGUGAAAUGGGUAAGCAGUAUAUGGAAAGUCCAAGGGAAACAGUAUCCAAGCUUUUGGACAGAGUUACUUCCUCUUUGCAGUUGGUUACUGAGAAUGCUCCUGAUUGGGAUACUCUGAUGACUAUCCAGGCCGCAAGACGUCUUUACAAACCUGUUAUGCGUAGAAGAGCACUCACGGCUGUCGUCGAGGUCAACAGAAGGCUGUUGCUUGGUUAUUCCGCUUACAAGGAUGACCCAAGAGUUAUUAAGCUCAAAGAAUCUGUUACAGCUUAUAAUGGUUUGUUGUUUUUGAUGGGAUUAAAAGACCACCAAGUGCUGGAAUUAAAGACAAAGCAAGGUGAACAAUUACGUUGUCUCUUCACUUUAAUCCAAAGGACCAUUAGACUGUUGGUAUUCUUUACGCUUUCGCUGCCAGGAUGCAUCUUGUUUACUCCUAUCUUCAUCGUCUGUAAAGUUUACGCCAAGAAGAAAGCGGCAGAAGGUUUGAAGAAAUCAGUUGUUAAGAUUAAAGGUGUGGACCUGUUAGCGACUUGGAAAUUGUUAGUGGCAUUAGUCUUGGCACCUGUCCUUUACGUCACCUAUUCGAUUAUCCUCACAUGGCUUUACCUGAGAGGUAACACGUUGGUCGUGAAAAUGUGGGUUCCUUCAACGCAUCCAGUACUACUUUACUGUUAUUUCUGCAUGUUGCUGGUUUUCACCACUUAUUCAAGUUUGAAAACCGGUGAAAUUGGUGUCGAUCUAUUCAAAUCUUUACCACCUCUAUUUGCAUCCCUGUUUUACCCAGGUUCCAAAAUUACUCAAUUGAAGGAAAUGCGCCAAGGCUUAAGUGAUGAGAUUACAGAUGUUUGUAACGAAUUGGGACCUAAAGUUUUCCCCAAGUUUGAGAGGAUUAUCGAAUCGCAAUACGAGGAUAAGCCUAGGGGUAGACUAUCAUUGCCUAUAUCGACCAAGUCUCAAGAUGAAAUUCCCACGCUGCGUAGCCGUUCCUCGAGUGUUGCUUCAAAUCUAUCCACAGCCUCCAAUUCAUUGUCUCAAAUCAAUUCGAGAGGUUCACUCACAGACAUGCCAAUCUUCUCCGAAGGUAGCCAUUUGGAUUUAAAUCAAGAUGACGAAAUCAAUCUAUCAUCGCCAGAGGAGGAUAGGAUCACGUCUUUAAUAAGACAGAGACGUGCCCAUGAGAAGGAGGACUGA